UCAUAUAUAAAGAGCGUCGGCGCUAUACUCAAUAUUACGCAGACGCUGCUACUGCGCGAUCUGGAUGCUGUGAGACUAGGUGGUGAAAUUCGCCGAAAUACUACACAGACAGUCCGCGACCUGGGCGCGUUCACUGCCCACCGUUUUUCUCUCGUUCGAAAGGAAAAUAUUUUUCUAAUUACACAAAAAUUUAACAUUCAGUGAAUUUUCUUCUCAACUUUUUGUCAAUACUUGAAAAAAACCCCCCAAAAAGGAAAACAAAAAUUAAUUACAAAACAAAAAAUGACAAUUUUCAUAUUGUUUCUUGUUUUUAAUGAAGAAAACUUUUUAAUGAAAGCAACUGGUCUUUGUUUUUUUCGCAAGAUAUAAAUUCGUGUUGUACACACUGAAGGAAAUCAACCACCUGUGAACUUUAUAUACAUGUUUAGAAUGCAAAUACUUAAUAAAUUGUUGUUCGCUUCGAUUAUGGAUAAGUUAUUAUUUUAUGGUGAUAAUGUUGGUGGCUUGUCGUCUCAAUUUUCAAUCAAAGAAAUUGUGUUUAAUGAGAAAUAAAAAAGAGUUUAAAAACACUUGCUGGAAUGAAGUACCUGAAAGUGACUCUUUUUGUAUUCAACCUUUUAAUAUGGUUGGCCGGGUGCUCAUUAAUGUUUCUGGGCACCUGGUUGUUAAUGGAGCCAAGCAAAGGACAUCUUUUAAAUCUCUUUCUGCCCAAUUUGACUCCCCAUGAGACAAUUCACUUAAUUGCAUACAGUUUACUCGGACUUGGACUGACAGUUCUCACUGUUGGCUUUUUCGGAUGUCGAGCAGCUCUCCAUGAAAAUCAAUGCAUUCUGGCAAUUUAUAUGAGUAUGCAGAUUGCAUUAAUUAUCACGGAAUUGAUAACGGCAGCUAUUAUGGGUCUGAUGACGUUCAGAAUUCUCUCGGGAUUAGAAGAGAGACUUGCAAGUCGAUUAGCCGAUCAUUACGGUCAUGAUCCAACGAGUGACAUACCCUUCAGUCACAGUCUUGAUUUCGCACAAUAUAAGUUUAAUUGCUGUGGUAUUCAUGGUGACAAUGAUUACAAUGGCACUGCCUGGUGGAGGGAUGGUCAAAUUUCAGGAUCAAAGCGACAAGUUCCUCUUACAUGUUGUGUUUUGAAAGAUGAUGAGAUUAAAAAUACAGGAAGUCCAAUGAGUGUAAUAUCUCGAGUGUUUUAUCAAAAUAGUGAAACACCAUGGCUUCAUCCACAACCAAAGGACAUGAAUGCUUGCCAAGUAGAAGAUUCAGUAGGUCAUGAUGGUUAUAGACAUAAACAAGGUUGCUUAGACAAAGUUAGCGAUUGGUUGGAAUUCGAAAGUUUUACCCUAGUUUUUCUGGGAAUGUCCAUGGCGGGAAUUCAAACAUUCGGAAUAAUUACGUCAGCAUUCUUGUGUCGGACAAUUAGGGACAUGCGCACAGAAUGAAGAGGACUGCGUGUUAUAGAACAUUAUUUAAAACAAAGGAAUUAAUGUCUAAAAACGUUGGUAUAUAUUUAUUAAAGCAACGUUUUAUUGAUAAUCGGUUAGAUUUAAAUGUAUACUAAUUUUUUGUGAAUAAAAUUUUGCAUUCGUACGCGUUUUUUUAUAUUUUCUUUUUUUUGAAAAACAUACAGUUUUUAUAUUUUCUUUAAAAAAUAAUAUUUUUUCUUUUUAAAACAUAACUUUUUUUUAAAAAAUAUUUUUUUUUUUAAACAAAUUAUUUUUCUCUUAAUUUUCUUAAAUAUAAUAAAGUCACAUCGCGUUUUAUAUUUAAAGAAAAAGUAACGAGGCUCAUUAAUAUAUACAUAUGGAUACGUUUUUUCAUGUAAAAUAAAAAGCAUUUGAAUCGAAUUCGCGUACUGCUCAUAUUAUAUAAAGGCUCAAACAAUUUUUAAGAAAUAACAGGAAAAGAAAAACCCAAAAGGACAUUUAAAAAUGAAACUUUUAUAAAUGAAAGCUAGAAACUGCCGCUUUUUAUUCUAGCACAUAAAUAAUUAAUAUCUGAAUAAGACACUUUGUACAUUCUAAAUCUGAAUAAGUAAAAAGUAAUUAAUAUAUAUAUUUUAUAAU
Messenger RNA from Leptopilina heterotoma, 2066 nucleotides. Its product is annotated as leukocyte surface antigen CD53-like. The record is from RefSeq and is a predicted model, not a curated record. Bases 579 to 1442 code for a protein of 287 amino acids. Gene Ontology annotation, cellular component: membrane. NCBI's taxonomy places the organism in Eukaryota, Metazoa, Arthropoda, Insecta, Hymenoptera, Figitidae. The transcript has 9 exons.